AUGGCUGGACAGUCAAAGCCUGAGGUAUUACCCCCAUGGGGUAAUGCGGUUGCGGGUGCUGCUGGCGCCGUCAUUGCGAACACACUGGUCUACCCGCUGGACAUGAUCAAGACGCGACUACAAGUCCAGGUCAAGCGCUCGAAAACCUCAAACGACCCCAAUCCGGCCGACUACGAGCACUACAAUGGCACGCUUGACGCCGUCCGGAAGGUCGUUGCCAACGAAGGCAUCGCCGGGCUCUACACGGGCAUGUUCGGCUCCUUGGUUGGUGUCGCCUCAACCAACUUCGCGUACUUCUACUGGUAUACGUUUGUUCGCAGCAUGUAUCUGUCCUACCAGACCGUCCCAGCCUCGCCAUCGACAGCAGUCGAGUUGUCACUGGGCGCUGUAGCUGGAGCGUUGGCGCAGCUGUUCACAAUCCCUGUCGCUGUCGUGACAACCCGCCAGCAGACCAUGAGCAAACAUGAGCGCAAGGGUCUUAUCGCCACAGGAAUGGACGUCGUAAACAGCGAGGAUGGCUGGACAGGACUCUGGCGAGGCCUCAAGGCAAGCUUAGUUCUGGUUGUGAACCCGUCGAUCACAUAUGGCGCAUAUCAGCGCCUGCGAGAGCGUAUAUAUCCUGGAAGGGCAGCCCUGAAGCCGCACGAGGCUUUCCUCCUUGGAUCUUUGUCGAAGAUGCUCGCUACCAUCGUCACACAACCGCUCAUCGUCGCCAAGGUCGGUCUUCAGUCGAAGCCUCCACCAGCCAGGAACGGCGUUCCAUUCAAGACCUUUACCGAGGUUAUGCAAUACAUCAUCGAACACGAGGGCCCCUGGGCACUGUUCAAGGGCAUCGGACCACAGAUCUUAAAAGGUCUGUUGGUACAGGGCUUCCUCAUGAUGAGCAAGGAGAGGAUCGAGCUCCAGUUCGUUCUCCUCUUCAGGUACUUCCGCAAGGUCCGCGCCGAGAAGCUCCAAAAGCUGGCCGCCAUAGCAGCAGAGAAGGCUGGAAAGGUGGCACCUGUGCUCGUCAAGUGA
Didymella exigua CBS 183.55 is the source of this 1017-nucleotide messenger RNA. RefSeq names its product mitochondrial carrier. Gene Ontology annotation, biological process: transmembrane transport. Lineage: Eukaryota; Fungi; Ascomycota; Dothideomycetes; Pleosporales; Didymellaceae. The transcript is spliced from 3 exons. The record is from RefSeq and is a predicted model, not a curated record. Bases 1 to 1017 code for a protein of 338 amino acids.